AUGACGAAAAUAAACAAAGACACUGGUCGCGCUGAAUACGCUUUCUUCAACAUACAGCUAUUCGAUAGUGCCUACUUCGGGGAUAUUGGUUGGAAUAGGGGGGAGGACGGCGAUGGUAGAGACGAGGAUGCAAAGGAAGCCUACCGAGCCCUGAUGACAUUGACUCUCAGAAAACCUGAUACCACUGAAUAUAACGACUUUGCCCGGGAGGUAAAACGCCGUGCACUUCGUGACUAUGGGUUCGACUACGACAAGGAAAAUGAAGACGUCAACAGCUUUGUUGGCGCGUUUCACGACGCGGUUAUUCUGUAUGCCCUGGCGUUAAACGAGACGUUGGAAGAAGGUGGUACUCCCCGUGAAGGCCACAUCAUCACUGGUAAGAUGUGGAAUCGAACGUUUGAAGGCAUCAGCGGAAAUGUGCGGAUUGACGAAAAUGGAGACAGGGACGCUGAUUACUCUCUUCUUGAAAUGACAGAUACCAUCAAUGGAACUUUCUCGGUUAUUGCUAACUAUUACGGAACCCGCAAGGUAUACGAACCCGUCGCUGGAGUUAAAAUCGACUGGCCCGGAUCUAUGCCUCCUGACGACGUACCAGUGUGUGGAUUUGAAGGAGAACUGUGCGUGGAGAAAGAGCCGCUGUCAUUGGCUGCCAUCAUCGCUAUUGUAUUUGGUAGCCUCAUAGCUCUUUUAGCCAUGAUAGCGUUUCUAUUAUACAGAAAAUACAAGUUGGAAGCAGCCUUGGCAGACAUGGCGUGGAAGAUACGAUGGGAAGAGAUCACCUUUAGCAGGAAUGAUAGGAGGAGAGGAAUUGGGGGAAGCCAUACUAGUCUAAUUUCUAGGGACUCACAACAAUCCGUAUGGGAUAUGAACCAGCAAGUUUUUACCAUAACGGGAAUGUAUAAGAGUAAUGUUGUGGCGAUCAAGAAAGUCAACAAAAGAAGAGUUGAAAUAAGUCGACAGAUACUGUUGGAAUUCAAACACAUGAGAGACGUGCAACAUGACCAUGUUACACGUUUCAUUGGCGCUUGCACUGACCCACCGAAUAUAUGCGUUGUGACAGAAUACUGCCCAAAAGGAAGCCUACAAGAUAUUUUAGAAAAUGACUCUAUCAAACUUGACUGGAUGUUCCGUUACUCCCUUGUAUAUGACCUCGUCAAAGGAAUGCAUUACAUACAUAGCAGCGACAUUAAUUCCCAUGGUAACCUAAAGUCGUCCAACUGUGUUGUGGAUAGCAGGUUUGUGUUGAAAGUUACUGAUUUUGGAAUGAAUCGGUUUCGACUAGACGACGAAGAUAAAGAUAUAGAAUUUGAAUCACAUCAAUACUACCAAAGAAAACUGUGGACUUGUCCUGAACUACUGCGCAUGACAGAACCACCACUUGGCGGUACACAGAAAGGAGAUGUUUACAGUUUUGGAAUAAUAUUACAGGAAGUCGUUCACAGAUGUGGACCAUUUUACGUAUCGCAUAUGGACCUCUCACCCAAAGAAAUAGUACAAAAGGUCAGAGCUAGCAAUAAACCGUAUUUUAGACCAAGCGUAGAUAAAUCCACCUGUCCGGAAGAGCUGUAUCCCGUAAUGGAGAAAUGCUGGUCACAGGACCAAGCUGAAAGACCAGAUUUCAACUCACUGAGGACCACAAUGAGAAAAAUAAACAAUCGAAGCGCAACUGGGAAUAUACUUGAUAACUUGCUUCAACGUAUGGAACAAUAUGCAAAUAAUCUCGAAAGUCUAGUUGAAGAAAGAACCGAGGCAUUCUACGAAGAAAAGCGAAGAGCCGAAGAGUUAUUAUAUCAAGUCUUGCCAAAACCCGUAGCUGAAAAGUUGAAGAGGGGAGAAGCUGUACAAGCUGAAGCCUUCGACAGUGUUACUAUAUUUUUCAGUGAUAUCGUGGGAUUCACAGCUCUUUCUGCCUCCAGUACUCCCAUGGAGGUUAUCGCUCUACUAAAUGAUCUAUACACAUGUUUUGAUGCAAUUAUUGACAACUUUCAUGUUUACAAGGUUGAGACAAUUGGUGACGCUUAUAUGGUUGUAUCGGGUCUUCCUAUUCGUAAUGGUGAUUACCAUGCUAGAGAGAUAGGGCGUAUGGCGCUCGCCCUUUUAGAAGCAGUCAAGACAUUCAAAAUUAGACAUAAACCAGAAGAGAAGUUGAAACUACGCAUUGGAAUACACUCAGGUAUGGUUUGUGCGGGUGUUGUUGGUCUCAAAAUGCCUCGCUAUUGUCUCUUUGGGGACACAGUGAACACUGCUUCUAGAAUGGAGUCAAACGGCCUACCUCUGAAAAUCCACCUUAGCAGGGAAACACACAAGAUAUUGAAAUCGUUCGGGUCAUUUUAUCUUACGUGCCGAGGCGAAAUCGAGAUGAAGGGCUGCUACAUACUUGCACUGGAAGAUUUUCAGACAUUACAAGAAAAGACAGCAGAAAACUGGUAUGAACACCAACCAGAUAGAGUAAAUGGGAAUAAGAAAUCCCGUAGGAUAUCCAAUAUAAACAGACGAAGAAAUGAAAGAAAGUGCCAACAAACCAAACAUAGUUACCAGGGACAAGAAAAAGAAGCCUUUAAUCAUUAG
Messenger RNA from Saccoglossus kowalevskii, 2568 nucleotides. Its product is annotated as atrial natriuretic peptide receptor 1-like. Gene Ontology annotation, cellular component: plasma membrane. Gene Ontology annotation, biological process: intracellular signal transduction; receptor guanylyl cyclase signaling pathway; protein phosphorylation. The record is from RefSeq and is a predicted model, not a curated record. Gene Ontology annotation, molecular function: natriuretic peptide receptor activity; peptide hormone binding; guanylate cyclase activity. NCBI's taxonomy places the organism in Eukaryota, Metazoa, Hemichordata, Enteropneusta, Harrimaniidae.